This is a messenger RNA of Dioscorea cayenensis subsp. rotundata (Guinea yam), 963 nucleotides long. Its product is annotated as ribosomal RNA-processing protein 17. Bases 97 to 690 code for a protein of 197 amino acids. The record is from RefSeq and is a predicted model, not a curated record. Gene Ontology annotation, cellular component: nucleolus. Gene Ontology annotation, molecular function: RNA binding. NCBI's taxonomy places the organism in Eukaryota, Viridiplantae, Streptophyta, Magnoliopsida, Dioscoreales, Dioscoreaceae. The transcript is spliced from 4 exons.
CCCCAAUACACACACUAGAUCACCACCGGACCUCAGGACUCCAGUGCAAGCAAGCAUCAGAGAGACAAGGUUUGCGUUUUCCGGCGGCGGAGAAGGAUGUCGGACUCGGACGACGGCGAUGCCGGCGUGGUUGUCGGGGAGAUUCCUCCGACGAUGGUCCGGAAGCACAUCAAGAAGAGGGCUCUCCGGAACAAGUCCCUCUCCGUUUCAUUCGACGAGAAAAAUCUCAAGGACUUUGUCACUGGCUUCCACAAGAGAAAGAAGAAAAGAAGAAAAGAGGCACAGCGUCAGUUGCAAGAAAAGGUGAGGUUGAAACGAAUUGAGGCCAGGAAACAGAGGAAGCUAGAAAGAGAGAUGGGUUUACAUGAUGGGAACAUAAAUGAAGAUCCUGAACCCAAUGAUGUUGGUGGGGAUGGAGUAGAGGAAGGAGCUGAUAUAACUGCAUCAGUGUUCGAAACAAAGACAUACGAAACUGGCGAUACAACCAUCAGAGUUACUACCAGUGAACUGCCACGUGAUGAUGAUGAUUUCGGGUUAGUGAGUCAGAUCCCCAAGCUGAGCAGCAACAUCCAAAUGAAACCGGUGCCGGUGAAGAAGAAACAGUUAAAAAGAACAAGCGGGCGACAACCACAUAAAGCCGGCAAGGUUGUGUUUCGCAAGAAGGAUAAGAGGAAGAGCAAAGUCAAGUGAUAAGUGAUAAUUCCGUUUUUGGUAUUUCUCUGUUGUUAAAUAUCAUUUUUGACAAGAAUGUGAUGGAUGUCCUGCUAUUGCUUGUAUGCAAAGGUCAUUGAUUUGAUGUAUUUUAACCUAGUAUCAAGCAAUUUGCAUGCCUAUGGUGAUGAAGCUGUUGGAACAUACAGCAUAGUGGUGUUUGAGAUUUUUUUUUUUUUGGCUUGUAUGCCCCAUGACAAUGGGUAAUUAGUAAUCUAUCCGUCAUGAUAAAAAACCAUAAUUGUUUGUGUA